This is a messenger RNA of Cotesia congregata, 720 nucleotides long. NCBI's taxonomy places the organism in Eukaryota, Metazoa, Arthropoda, Insecta, Hymenoptera, Braconidae. The record is from the annotation of a GenBank genome assembly.
AUGAAGCAUUUGUGGUUUGUAGCCCUACUUACGGCCCCUGCGCGGAAAAAAUUAGGGAGCAGAGCUAGAAUAAGAGCGGUCUUUCGAUGGACCAAAGAGUCGCUGGAGGGACAUUUUUCAUUUCGGGCGAGUGUAAGACAUGAGACGACACGACAAGUCUGUACCAGCAGCAGCGGUAAUAUAAACCCCGCGAUAGAUCCUAGUGAUAAAGAGAUCACCGAAAGAAGUGGGAGCGUAACCAGCGAGGAUGAUAAGAAAAAACGACCGCGUACAGCAUUUACUGCCGCUCAAAUAAAGUCUCUGGAGACUGAAUUUGAGCGGAGUAAAUAUCUGAGUAUUGCUAAGAGACUGCAACUGAGCAAGAGUCUAAAACUCACAGAAACUCAGAUCAAAAUUUGGUUCCAAAAUCGACGAACCAAGUGGAAACGCAAGUAUACUAAUGAUGUUGAGCUGUUUGCACAGCAAUACUACUCCAGUCUAGGCAUACCAGCGCCAAGACCUAUUUUUGUUGGCGAUCGAUUGUUUUUCAAUUACCCGGGACAACCACAAGCAGCAACACCACCAUUACUACCAUCACAUGUGAACCCUCUAGCACUACCACCAUCUUUACCAAUUGUCCAGCCCUUACCGACAAAUCUUCCAGGACAAUCAAUGUACCAAAAUGUCCCGCAUUCGAUAAACUACCUUACGCAUUUGGACUAUCGACGGCAAAAUACGUGA